UGAAGGAAGUGGAGCUCUCCACCCUCCAGCCGCCCCCCUGACACUUCUCAUACAUAUUACCGACGCUUAUUCACGGGGAACUCGCAGCACAAAGUCACAUCGCGUCCCUGUGUGCGCAACAGAUUCUCACCUGUAAUUCUAGCCCAAAUUGCGCCUUUUUUGUCGGUUUCUGCAGCAGCCUAGGCGCCCCGUCGGAUCCUCCGCAGGCAGCGGUUUCUUUCCUCCGCACACCUCCAACUUUACGCGCCAGCUGGUGCGCACCGCACCGACCUGCCGGGGCGCUGCUGUCACCGAUUCCCGGUUGCGUCUCUCCUGCAUGCCGGGGCUCCAGUUCGGCGGUGAUGAAGGACAGGAGUGCUGAGAUCAAGCUCAAGCGUUGAGUUUUUAUUUGGAGCUCUCGAACGAAACCCGCGUCUCUGUCAAGUUGGUAAUUGGACUUUUUCUUAGCUGCUCAAGAACAAGACACGCGGCGUCUGCUUCGAUAGUUUUCUUGUUCUAUCCAUAAAAUAGAAGAUAAAAAAGGGAGCGUUUGCCUUCAGAGACUGUAAAAAAAAAAGACCUGAGGAUCCAUGAUGAGCAAACCCGCUGGUUCAACAAGUGGCUGUUUGGAUAUUCUGAACGUCAAAUCAAGUCGGAUUCUGGACAUCCCGUGCAAAGUGUGCGGCGAUCGCAGCUCAGGGAAACACUACGGUGUUUACGCAUGCGACGGCUGCUCGGGAUUCUUCAAGAGGAGCAUCCGGAGGAACCGAACAUACGUGUGCAAGUCGGGCUCACAGGGUGGCUGUCCCGUUGACAAAACCCACAGGAACCAAUGCCGAGCGUGUCGUUUGAAAAAGUGUCUGGAAGUGAACAUGAAUAAAGACGCCGUCCAGCAUGAAAGGGGCCCCCGGACAUCCACCAUCCGCAAACAAGUCGCCCUUUAUUUCCGGGGCCACAAAGAGGUGAACGGCUCCUCGACCCAUUUCCCGGGAUCCUCGCUGCCCGGGCCUCCCUUCUUCACUACCGUCACACAGCUGGAUCCCCACAACCUGGAGAUGAGCUCAGUGGCCACCACGCCAGAGAGACAGGCCAUCGUGGGCCUAGCGCAACCCACCCCCAAGUAUCCGCAUGAGGUCAGCGGCACCCCCAUGUACCUGUACGAGGUGGCCACAGAGUCCGUGUGCGAGUCUGCAGCACGCCUCCUCUUCAUGAGCAUCAAGUGGGCCAAAAGUGUUCCCGCAUUCUCCACCCUGCCUCUGUCUGAUCAGCUGAUUCUGUUGGAGGAUGCCUGGAGGGAGUUGUUUGUUCUGGGCAUCGCUCAGUGGGCAAUUCCUGUGGACUCCGCUACUCUUCUUGCUGUCUCUGGGAUGAACGCAGAAAACCCAGAGUCUCAGCGGAUGAACAAGAUCAUGUCUGAGAUCCAGGCGCUUCAGGAGGUGGUCACCAGAUUCCGACAGAUGCGCCUCGACGCGACCGAGUUCGCUUGUUUGAAAUGCAUCGUAACAUUCAAAGCGGUUCCUACGCAAGGCAGCACUGAAUUAAGAAGUUUUCGCAAUGCCAGCGCCAUCGCUGCACUACAAGAUGAAGCACAGCUCACCCUUAACAGCUACAUCCACACCAGGUAUCCAACUCAGCCCUGCCGCUUCGGGAAGCUGCUGCUGCUCCUCCCAGCGCUCCGCUCUGUCAGCCCCUCCACCAUAGAGGAAGUGUUCUUCAAAAAGACCAUCGGAAACGUUCCCAUUACCAGACUUCUCUCCGACAUGUACAAAUCAAGUGAUAUAUGAACUCUGAACUGUCCAGAGGUGUGGAAAAAGACUCUAAGGGAUCUAUCCAGGUCUGGACAAAAGGUCAAAUCAACGUAGGUGCAGCAGAUGCGGGUUGAAGUUUUUGAGGAGCACAAAAUCCUUUAGGCUGACUUAGACUAUAUCCUGUAAGCCUAUAGGCUCCACACUGAAGUAAAGACUGAAAUACAGCCGGAUUGCCUAUUAACAGUUGCACUAGUUAAGGAUUAGGUUCUGAAAACUGCAGUUUACAGUAUUUAAAUGUCGCCUUAAGACUCUGGAAGAGCACCUGCCAAGUCCGUUUUAAAAAGAAAUGCUGUACAUUCUGAUGUCUUUUGAGUGUCUUAGAGACCAAUGAGCUUGACAACCAAUUUAAUCUUGUAAUUGCUGUGUUCAAUCCCAGUGGAGGAAACCAAAAAGAUGCCCCAACAGUGAAAGGGCCCCCGUCGCUGUUCCUGGAUCAAGUGCUGAAACCAAAUGCACAAAAAGGGGGCAACGAUGAAGAAGUCCCAGCUCCACAAAGGAAAAUGACUGCGAAAUGUUCCUGUAAAAUUAUUCAAGGGUGUCUUUUCAGUGGCUGCUGUCCCUGUUUGUGUCAGUGUGUCCUGUUUUCAGACGCAGCAGCAUUUAAAAUGUGUGUUUAGGUCGACUUUGUGAAGACAGACACUAACACUGGAUAAAAUAAUAUUCAGCACUUGGAAAUGUUCUUUUGUGGCCUAUGUUGAUUUGUUUGCUGUAAAUAUCUUGAGUUAUAACUAUUUAGAGUUGUAACAAAGAGAAUAAAAGAGGCAAAGCUUGAA
Molecule: messenger RNA, 2560 nt
Organism: Fundulus heteroclitus (mummichog)
Lineage: Eukaryota; Metazoa; Chordata; Actinopteri; Cyprinodontiformes; Fundulidae
Gene: nr2e1
Product: nuclear receptor subfamily 2, group E, member 1
Exons: 9
Coding region: 570-1763 (397 amino acids)
Biological process (GO): negative regulation of transcription by RNA polymerase II; anatomical structure development; cell differentiation
Molecular function (GO): RNA polymerase II cis-regulatory region sequence-specific DNA binding; nuclear receptor activity; zinc ion binding
Source: RefSeq, a predicted model, not a curated record